Messenger RNA from Amorphotheca resinae ATCC 22711, 752 nucleotides. RefSeq lists its product as hypothetical. The coding region runs from base 78 to 533 and encodes 151 amino acids. The record is from RefSeq and is a predicted model, not a curated record. Lineage: Eukaryota; Fungi; Ascomycota; Leotiomycetes; Helotiales; Amorphothecaceae. The transcript has 4 exons.
UUCUGAGGGGCGCUCCAUAUCUUCAACCACCAGACACGUCCAAUUCGUGUACCAUCCCCGCGAGCACGUGAUCCAACAUGCCCCCUCAAUUGCCCAGCGACCAGCAACGAGCCGCCGUUGAGGGCGCUCUUGACGAGAUCAUCAACGCGAUAAUGGCACACCCCCUAUGGAAAGAGCCGCCAAACCAGAACCCCAUGCUCGUCGAGGUCUGGGACUUCGUGAUGCGCUCCAGGUACAUGCUCUCCGAGUACGAGAACGUCAAGGCUGGCCGGCCACUGCGAUUCCCUGACCAGUUUCAGGGUGCCGGUUCCGUCGUUGGGACCGGCAACACGGGCGCCCUCCACGUCUACCAAGACGUCUGUAGCCGGACCAUGAUACUCGGCAUGCUCAUGAAGGAUAGCAGCGGCACGAUAGGCAUGUUGACCGGCGAGGCAGUGCCGCCGGUAGACUUUGGUCCCCGAGUCAUGAACGCCGUCAAGGCGCUGCAGCAGGUCUGUCCCAUGGAAGAUGUCAUGGCUGGUAUGAUGCGGUAGAUUAUGGGAAAUCUGUUUGGGAGUGGAUAUCAUGGAAUGCGUAUUAGAGGUAUACACAGUUUGGAUGGGAAUAUGAAAUAGAGGCCCCUUUGUAGGAGAGCUUAUGGUCUUUUUUCGCGAUAUCCACUACCGUCUUUUCAUCCCAUUACCCCUCAGAAGUUUAACCUAUACUUUCAGCAAUGACUUUACUCUACUGAACUAGCUAUUUAACUUCCCUGC